GGGACACCCUAUAAAGAGCUCCGGCAUUGUCUUAGAUUCAUUGAUUUCACUGAUUUCAACUAGUCCAGUUGAGUGGUUUGGUAGGAGCUGACUGAAGCAACUGAUUUUGCUGCUUUAUUGGCCUGCAUCUGUGGCUGGAGCCAUGGGGUUUCUCUCAAGAGUGUUGCUGUUAUCCUUACUAGCUGUUGGAAGAUUACAAGCAAAUGCUUCCAGUGCUGAAUCUGCUGAUAAGUUUGGACAGAAUGAGGUGCCAGAUGUAGGCUAUCAACCAGGCUCAAGUAGCUUUAACAUUGGCGAUCCAUCUUCAUGGAGCACUGGAUCACUUGGUGGUGGUUCAACCUCAAGUGCAACUGAGGUGGCAGACUCUAGUGGACCCCUUCAGCCUCAAGUGCCAAGUUACCAGGAGCCCCAGAUGCCCCAGCAGCCACUUCCCCAGAUGCCCCAGCAGCCACUUCCCCAGAUGCCCCAGCAGCCUAGCUACCCACAGAAGCAGCCACUUCCCCAGAUGCCCCAGCAGCCUAGCUACCCACAGAAGCAGCCACUUCCCCAGAUGCCCCAGCAGCCUAGCUACCCACAGAAGCAGCCACUUCCCCAGAUGCCCCAGCAGCCUAGCUAUCCCCAGAAGCAGCCGCUUCCUCAGGUGCCCCAGCAGCCUAGCUAUCCCCAGGCGCCUCAGCAGCCGCUUCCCCAGAUGCCCCAGCAGCCUAGCUACCCACAGAAGCAACCCCCCCAGAUGCCCCAGGCACCCCAGCAGCCUAGCUACCCACAGAAGCAACCACCCCAGAUGCCUAGCUACCCACAGAAGCAACCACCCCAGAUGCCUAGCUACCCACAGAAGCAACCACCCCAGAUGCCUAGCUACCCACAGAAGCAACCACCCCAGAUGCCUAGCUACCCACAGAAGCAACCACCCCAGAUGCCUAGCUACCCACAGAAGCAGCUGCUUCCCCAGGUGCCCCAGCAGCCUAGCUACCCACAGAAGCAGCUGCUUCCCCAGAUGCCCCAGCAGCCUAGCUAUCCCCAGAAGCAGCCGCUUCCCCAGGCGCCUCAGCAGCCGCUUCCCCAGAUGCCCCAGCAGCCUAGCUACCCACAGAAGCAGGCACCCCAGCAGCCUAGCUACCCACAGAAGCAACCACCCCAGAUGCCUAGCUACCCACAGAAGCAACCACCCCAGAUGCCUAGCUACCCACAGAAGCAACCACCCCAGAUGCCUAGCUACCCACAGAAGCAGCUGCUUCCCCAGGUGCCCCAGCAGCCUAGCUACCCUGCCAAGCAGCCCCAACUGCAGGCGCCCCAGCAGCCUAGCUACCCCCAGAUGCCCCAGCAGCCUAGCUACCCCCAGAUGCCCCAGCAGCCUAGCUACCCCCAGAUGCCCCAGCAGCCUAGCUACCCCCAGAUGCCCCAGCAGCCUAGCUACCCCCAGAUGCCCCAGCAGCCUAGCUACCCCCAGAUGCCCCAGCAGCCUAGCUACCCCCAGAUGCCCCAGCAGCCUAGCUACCCACAGAUGCCUCAGCAGCCUAGCUACCCACAGAUGCCUCAGCAGCCUAGCUACCCACAGAUGCCUCAGCAGCCUAGCUACCCACAGCAGCCGCUUCCCCAGAUGCCCCAGAAGCAGCCCCAACUGCCGCUUCCCCAGAUGCCCCAGCAGCCCAGCUACCCACAGAAGCGGCUUCCCCAGAUGCCCCAGCAGCCCAGCUACCCACAGAAGCGGCUUCCCCAGAUGCCCCAGCAGCCCAGCUACCCACAGAAGCGGCUUCCCCAGAUGCCCCAGCAGCCUAGCUACCCCCAGCAGCCGCUUCCCCAGGCGCCCCAGCAGCCUAGCUACCCACAGAAGCAGCCGCUUCCCCAGGCGCCCCAGCAGCCCAGCUACCCACAGAAGCAGCCGCUUCCCCAGAUGCCCCAGCAGCCCAGCUACCCACAGAAGCGGCUUCCCCAGAUGCCCCAGCAGCCCAGCUACCCACAGAAGCGGCUUCCCCAGAUGCCCCAGCAGCCUAGCUACCCCCAGCAGCCGCUUCCCCAGAUGCCCCAGCAGCCUAGCUACCCACAGAAACGGCCCCAACUGCCGCUUCCCCAGGCGCCCCAGCAGCCCAGCUACCCCCAGAAGCAGCCGCCCCAGCAGCUCUACCAACCCAAGCUCUUCUACAAGCUGCCUAGAUUGCAGGCACCCAAGCAUUUCCGCUUUGCGCCCCAGCAGCCUAGAUACCCACAGAAGCGCCUUCCCCAGGUGCCCCAGCAGCCUAGGUACCCACAGAAGCAGCCACCCCAGCAGCUGCCCUACCAGGCCCCAAGGUAUUAAUACUGAAGAUGCUUGGAAGACUGCUGUCAACUGAGAUUGACUUGUCAAAUAAACUUAACUCAACCUUGUA
This is a messenger RNA of Acanthopagrus latus (yellowfin seabream), 2366 nucleotides long. Its product is annotated as protein PELPK1-like. Lineage: Eukaryota; Metazoa; Chordata; Actinopteri; Spariformes; Sparidae. The coding region runs from base 143 to 2296 and encodes 717 amino acids. The record is from RefSeq and is a predicted model, not a curated record. The transcript has 7 exons.